Molecule: messenger RNA, 561 nt
Organism: Naegleria gruberi
Lineage: Eukaryota; Heterolobosea; Eutetramitea; Acrasida; Naegleriidae
Exons: 3
Coding region: 1-561 (186 amino acids)
Biological process (GO): mitochondrial respiratory chain complex I assembly; electron transport coupled proton transport; aerobic respiration
Molecular function (GO): 4 iron, 4 sulfur cluster binding; NADH dehydrogenase (ubiquinone) activity; quinone binding
Source: RefSeq, a predicted model, not a curated record
AUGAGCGCUGUUGUCGAAUAUCUUAAAGCCCCAGUGCACGACCUCUUUGCCUGGGCUCGUAUUAGUUCUAUGUGGCCUGUUACUUUUGGUUUGGCUUGUUGUGCUGUUGAAAUGAUGCACGUCGCCGCUGCUAGAUAUGACUUGGAACGUUACGGUAUCUUCUUUAGACCAACACCUCGUCAAUCCGAUGCCAUGAUUAUUGCUGGUACCUUGACAAACAAAAUGGCUCCUGCUCUUCGUAAAGUUUGGGAUCAAAUGGCUGAACCACGUUACUCUGUUUCUAUGGGUUCUUGUGCCAAUGGUGGUGGUUAUUAUCACUUUUCUUAUCACGUUGUUAGAGGUGCCGAUCAAAUUAUACCUGUGGACGUUUACGUUCCUGGAUGCCCUCCAACCGCUGAAGCUUUAUUAUAUGGUGUUUAUAUGCUUCAAAAGAAGAUUAAGAGAAAUCCAUACAGAAAGGAAAUUAUGGAACAAGAUUUUAACCAACCUGGUAAAUUAUAUAGAGCUGAAAAGGAAUUGAGCGUUUCUGAUAAUUUGAAACUUUUGAAACAACAAGAAUAA